GCUGCUGACUGGGACAUGAUUAAAGUACUGUAAAGCAGGUAAAGCCCAGGAGAGAGGGGGGCGGGGAUAUUACAAAAUAAGGAAGAAGUGCAGCAACUGGAACUUCGGGAUUAAGGACUAAAACAAGAGAAAAAGAUUCUGUUUUAGGAAAAGAAGUCCGUGUGGGAGCAGAUCUACAAAAAACUCCUGGUGUCUCUGGACUGACCAAGUGCAAGAAAACGGGCGCUGAGCUAGGACUCUUAUCGACAGUCAGCGAGCUGUUCCACACUGUCACCUGCAUGCAAAGAUGAAUAAUACCACAACCAGCAUAUUUCCCACUACUGGGCCAAACAACUCAUUUACUAGUAUGAAUCAAACGCUUGGGCCAUCUACACUCUCCAGCCUCAUCAUGUCCUAUACUUCGGAUGCUCAAAAUGCUCCACAAAUGAGGGAUACAAAUAAUUCCUCUGAGGACAAAGACCAAAUAUUCUUGACGACAGCUGCUGCUAAAGGCAUCUCUGGACUGUUUGUUUGGACAGCCCUGUUAUUGACUUGCCACCAGAUUUACCUCCACCUUAGAAAUUACACUAUGCCCAACGAGCAGCGCUACAUCAUCCGGAUCCUGUUUAUUGUACCAAUAUACUCCUUUGACUCAUGGCUGAGCCUGUUACUGAUUGGCAAUGAUCAGUACUAUGUGUAUUUCGACUCUGUAAGAGAUUGCUACGAAGCUUUUGUUAUAUAUAGUUUCCUCAGCCUCUGCUUUGAAUACCUUGGCGGGGAGAGUGCGAUUAUGACAGAGAUCCGAGGGAAGCCGAUAAGAUCCAGCUGUUAUUAUGGCACUUGUUGCCUACAGGGGAUGUCUUAUUCAAUAGGAUUUCUGCGAUUCUGCAAACAGGCAACACUGCAGUUCUGCAUCGUGAAGCCCAUCAUGGCCAUAGUUACGAUUAUUCUGCAGGCAUUUGGAAAAUACCAUGAUGGUGACUUUAAUGUUCAGAGUGGUUACCUGUACAUCACCAUCAUCUACAACAUCUCAGUGAGCCUGGCUCUCUAUGCUCUCUUUCUUUUCUAUUUUGCAACCAAAGAACUUCUGCAACCAUUUGAACCAGUUCUUAAAUUUCUUACUAUCAAGGCUGUCAUUUUUCUAUCCUUCUGGCAAGGGAUGCUUCUGGCUAUAUUGGAGAGAUGUGGUGCAAUUCCGGAAGUGCAGAACAUCAAUAACAACAUGGUGGGCGCUGGCACCGUGGCUGCAGGUUACCAGAACUUUAUCAUCUGCAUCGAGAUGCUGUUUGCAGCCAUUGCCUUGCGCUAUGCCUUCACGUGCCAAGUCUACAGGGAGAAGAAAGAGAACUCCACCGCAAAUGUGGCUCCGAUGCAGAGCAUCUCCAGUGGCCUGAAAGAGACAAUGAGUCCUCAUGACAUUGUCCAAGACGCCAUCCACAACUUCUCCCCCACUUACCAGCAAUAUACGCAACAAUCCAUGCAAGACUCCGAACACAAAGCAAACGGGCAGAACGGGCACCCUGCAGCCAAUCCUAGCAACAACGGGCCCUCAAACAAAAAGAAAAAACAAAAUGAGAAAAUGAUGUUGAUCAUUUCCGAUGAUGAACUCUAGAACACAGCUAUUAUUUUUUAUUCGUGGACUGUCUUUGUUUACCUAGUUUUUUAAAAAAGCAAGUGGACGUUGAGCAGGACCUUCGGAAUAACCCAGGGACGCGUCUCCACUUAGACUGUAAAUAAUGUACAUAGCAGCUGUUGGCAGUAAUUUAUCAUUGCACUCAUUGCUUCAACAAGACGAGUAAUUCAAAUAAAGACAGAGGGACGACAUAAUGAUAUUGACACGUUCUUCAGCCAAAAUCGGACUCUGCCUUGAUAUCAAUAAUUUAUUGCAUUGUGUUUAGUGUUGUCUUUUACUACAUAGAAAUUGUGUUAUUGUUUUUUUACAGUAAUUUCCACUUUUGCCAAAAAAAAUGCAUUUUUGUGAAUGGCAUAUUUUUUGUAUGAUUGGAAUGGAAAUACAAGAACCCUGGCUGGCAAUAAUUGUGUCUGAUCUGCAUGGAAGGUCAAUGUCACCGCUAGAGUCAAAGUGAACAGUUUACAUUAAGAUGCUCCUCACACUUUCUCCAAUAGCAGAUGCAGAAUACUAAUGGGACAAUGCGUCAAAGUCAUUUCAUCUCAACUGGAACAAGCAGCACAGCACAUUACCGAUCAUUGGAGAGAGAUUGCAGAGGAAGCCUCGCACAAAAGAAUGUUUAUCUGGUGGAACGGUUUGGUUCUUAUGGCUCUGUGCAGGGCAGCUUUUUCUUUAAUGCACCUGUAGAAAUCUUAAAAUACAGCAAAUUUGUUUCACUGUU
Xenopus laevis (African clawed frog) is the source of this 2330-nucleotide messenger RNA. RefSeq names its product transmembrane protein 184A L homeolog (gene tmem184a.L). The transcript is spliced from 9 exons. The record is from RefSeq and is a predicted model, not a curated record. Bases 287 to 1591 code for a protein of 434 amino acids. Lineage: Eukaryota; Metazoa; Chordata; Amphibia; Anura; Pipidae. Gene Ontology annotation, cellular component: membrane. Gene Ontology annotation, biological process: transmembrane transport.